AUGGCAGAUGGCAUGAGGAAUGGCGCAAUGGAACAGCAAACCCGGCCUCGUCGUGGUGUGCUGCCGCCUGGCCUGGUAGAUCUCAUGGGUCCGCCCCUGAAAGUUGGCGCCUUGACUGGUACCAUUGGCAUGUUCAGUGGCAUCGCCGUCGGCAUUAUCCGCGACACCACACCAGCUCUGUUCGCUCUGGCAUCCGGCAUCCAAUGGUUCGCUCUUGGCUCAAGUUAUUGGCUCUCGAGGACAGUGGUGAUGAGCGCGUGGGGUGGUGAAGAGAAGCUCUCCAACUCCUCCAAGGCUCAGGCAAGUGCUAUUGCGGGAGGUACGGCAGGCAUGGUCGGGGGUUUGAUCCGCGGUCCGAAAAACAUCGUGCCCGGCGUUAUAGUCUUCUCGCUUAUUGGAGGAACCGGUCAGGCGUUCUACAAUAGUAUGCAGGGCCGGCCCGAGGUCACCGAAAAGAAGAAGAGUUUCUUCGAUUCGACCUGGAGUCCUCUGAAGAAACUCUCAGAUGACGAGUAUCGUGAGAUGAUCGACGAAAAGAUGCUCAAGAUCGAUGCCGAAAUCGCUCUCAUCGACGAGAAGAUUGUCGAGUUGCGCGCAGCAAAGGAGGCGAACCCCCCGCCGCCUCGCCAGGACGUACCACAACCCCCGGCAUCCAGGAGUUAA
Colletotrichum graminicola M1.001 is the source of this 663-nucleotide messenger RNA. RefSeq lists its product as uncharacterized. The coding region runs from base 1 to 663 and encodes 220 amino acids. The record is from RefSeq and is a predicted model, not a curated record. Lineage: Eukaryota; Fungi; Ascomycota; Sordariomycetes; Glomerellales; Glomerellaceae. The transcript is spliced from 4 exons.